AUGCAUAUAAGGAACAACCCAAAAGGGGAGUUAGUGCCUUUGAAUACUGAGUUAGAGAAGCUAGUACGAGAAAACAGAAGGUUGAAAAGAGAAGAACAAGCUGCUCAAGAAGAGGCCAAACCCAUCAUCCCCUGUUUCGUUUUUCAAAUGUCGGACGACGAAGACAAUCGGCAGCCGCUGCCACCACCACCACCAAGAAGGACCAUUAGGGAGCUCUCAACGUCCCUCAUAGCUGGAGGUAUUCCAUCAUGCAUUCGUUACCCUCAACCGGCUGAAGGAAAGACAGGGAAUUUCGAGCUUAGGACUAGUUUUCUCCACAAGCUGCCCACUUUUCACGGGUUACCUAAUGAAGAUCCUAAUUUGCAUCUCCAAGAAUUCCAAUUUAUUUGCUCAAGCAUGACACCGGAAAAUGCAGAUGAGAAUAUCAUGAAGAUGAAGGCUUUCCCAUUUUCUCUCGCAGACAAGGCCAAGACAUGGUUGUAUAGGCUUCCAAAUGGCUAUAUAACCUCGAGGGAUAUCAUGCACAAGACAUUCUUGGAGAAGUAUUUCCCCACUUCAAAAAUUAUUGCAUUGAGGAAGCAAAUUACCGGAAUUCAGCAAGGAAUGGAUGAGUCUUAUUCUGAAUACUUUGAGAGGUUUCAAACCUUGCUUACUCAAUGUCCUCAGCAUGGUUUGAGUGAGGAUAGUUUGUUGACAGCGUUCUAUGAUGGCCUCAUACCUAUAGAGCGAGAUAUCUUGGAUGCAGCAGCUGGAGGAUCAUUUAUGGACAAGUACAAUGAGGAUGGAAUGAAGCUUAUAGCAGAUCGUGCAUUGAAUGCACAACAAUUCAAUAAUACCUCAAGACGUGUUCAAACUUUCUCUUCAAAAGGAGGUAACGAUUCUGAAAUUAAAGCUCAAUUAUCAAAUCUAACGUCUAUGUUAUCUCAGGUUUUGGGUAACAAGAAGCAAGGAGCUGCAGCUUGUGGUGUGUGCUCAAUGGAAGGCCACCAUACUAAUCGUUGCCCUCAAUUAUAUGAGGAAGAAGAGGUACAAGUUGUGGGAAAUUUUCAGCAAGGAGGACAACAUGUAAAGAAUGAUCCAUAUGCAUAUUAUCCUGGCUCAAGAAAUCACCCAAAUUUUCGGUGGAGUAACAAUGAUAAUGUCUUGGGCCCUUUUCAAGCAUCUCAAAGCAACAACCGUCCACCUCCAGGGUUCACUCAAAGUCCUCAAGGGGGAUUUACACAGAACUCUGCACCACAUCAAGCUUCUAGUUCUUCAUUGACUCCAAUCUUAGAUAAGUAUGACAAGAUGUUCGAAGGUUUGACAUCCUCUACUCAACAGCUCAUUCAAUCGCAGCAAAAUCAGGGGAAGGAAAUUUCAGACCUCAAGAAACAAGUGGGAGAAUGUGUCAACAAGUUGAAUCAAUUGCAUGAUCAAGGGAAACUUCCAAGCAACACGAUACCAAAUCCAAGAGGAGGGUUUGAGUCAGCCAAAGCAGUAACAACACGAAGUGGAAGAGUACUCAAUGACGUCCCUAAGGCACAGAAGAAGGAAAAAAAUGUUUCUAACCCGUCCAGGAUUGAAACUGAACUUGCAAUCCCAGACCCAGCGACUACGAGGAUUGAAGACUCAUUGCAAUCCCCAACGAAACCAGAAACCAAAGGUAAAAUUCCUAACUCUUCAAUUCCGGUUCCUACUAAUCCUCUUUCUUCUUGUCUACCUUUUCCAAGUAGAUUUGCUCACUCAAAGGAAGAAGAAGACAAGGGGGAUGUUUUGGAUAUUCUCUGGAAAGUUCAAGUCAACAUUCCUCUCUUGGAUAUCAUAAAACAAGUGCCAAAGUACGCCAAAUUCUUGAAGGACUUAUGCACCAAGAAGAGGAAGUUCAAGGGGAAUGAAGUAGUAGAUCUUAGUGAGGAGGUGUCAAGUAUUCUUCAACGAAAGCUUCCACCUAAGCUCAAGGACCCCGGACAAUUCACCAUUCCAUGCACAAUUGGUGUAAAGAGGUUUGAUAAGGCUUUACUAGAUUGA
This is a messenger RNA of Rosa chinensis, 2007 nucleotides long. RefSeq lists its product as uncharacterized. The transcript has a single exon. Lineage: Eukaryota; Viridiplantae; Streptophyta; Magnoliopsida; Rosales; Rosaceae. The record is from RefSeq and is a predicted model, not a curated record. Bases 1 to 2007 code for a protein of 668 amino acids.